CAAAGAUUUAAACCAUGAACAACAGUUUUCGAAAUAAAAUUCAUGAACAGUCGAAAGAAAAUUUAUCUGAUGACCGGCACAAGAAAUCUGAUAGGACCCUAAUCGUGUUUAACCGGAAAACCCCGCUCUAUUUUUAUUUUUUUGAGCAAGUAAGAUAUAUAACCGGUUCUAUUUAUAUCCUAAUUGAAACCCCUUCGUCAAGGAAUCUGCCUAUAUAUAGUAACAUAUGCAUACCAAUUUCUUCUCACCCCAAUACAAACUAUAGACCAAAGAAAAGAAAAAAAAACCCUCCUACGGUAUAUUUGACGACCAUUAUCCUCAUAAUGGGUCUACUGUCACUUGAAGACACCAUAAAAGAGAAGCUAAAGGACCGCAAAAACGCUCACUUCAUGUUGGUUGACGGAAUGUCUAAGCUACUGACGGAAAAAGUUAAGAAUUGUCAGUCAUUGGAUUUCCAAGUUUCUGGUGUCAAAUGGAGGUUGGUUAUACGCUUAUCUAGGGGAAGAAAAGACCAUCUAUCUUUUGUUCUGGAGAUCACAGAUGAAAAGUGUACCGGGUCUACUUGGGACGUCAAAUUCAACUUCAAAAUCGGCAUAGUCCCUCAGACUGGACCAGAUUAUUGCUUCGUUUUGGUGGGGCAUCAAAACGAAAAAAAACGUAGUCAAGGGUUAGCCAACUUCAUAUCACACACGGAUUUGAAGGAGAGGUUUCUUGUGAACGACAAAGCGGGGUUCUAUGCCGAGAUAAGCGAUGUCCAACCAAACUUCCCCGUUACCCGUAUCCCUCGAACAAUGGGGACAGCAGAACGCUUUAAACUGAUAGAGUUUUCUCCGAAAAACUCCAGAUUCACCUGGAAGAUCACGCAGUUUUCCUCCUUCGAUGGUGAAGAGCAUUCUUCUUACGAGUUCACGGUUGGACCACGGAGAUGGAAACUAGUAAUGUACCCAAAAGGAAACGGAGAUGGAAAAGGAAAUUCGUUGUCUUUGUAUUUGUUUGCAUCCGAUUACGUCACCAAUGGUCCUAAGGGUGGAACAUUGGCCAUCUAUAAAUUGAGAGUGUUGGACCAACUCAAUCGCAAUCACUGUGAAACUGGUAUGUGUAUAUAUACACUUAAUUCACUAAUUUAUACUUUUUUCUAAGCUUUACAUUUUCUAUAUGCAUAUACAUAUAAGCCUUUUGCUGAUAAAUAGUUACAUGUUUGAUAAAGAGUGUAGAUAUUGGUUUCCUUAUAACCCUGUUAAUCAAAUGGAUUCCUUAUGGGGACGUCCCAAGUUUUUGCCGCUGGAGGAACUCCACAAAUCUUCGAGGGGAUUUCUAGUGAACGAUCAGAUAUAUAUCGGUGUUGAGAUCUCAAUUGUAUCCACUACUGAGUAUCUCUGAUGCGCAUUAAUGGAUUCGAUCAAGACCAGAAGAAUGAAUAGCUCAUGUUGAACCUAUCUACCAGUUAUAUAUUCUGCCAUAUUGUGAUGUGUGUUUAGAUAUCAGUGAAUGAUACAAACAUGCAUGUUUAUACAAAAUAAUAAAAUAAGCGACGGAUCGAAUCGGUUGAUUGUAUUGAAUGUUACAAUAACGUUCAACCGAAUCCGUUGCUGCAAAUUCUCUUAUGGAGAAGAAUGCAUGCUUGUCUAUAAGUACUACCUUUCUUGUUUGUAAUAACAACGAUAUAUCUAUGUGUGUGUUAAAUAUUUUAUUCCGACUCUUAAAAAAUAUAACAUAUGAAAGAGAUUAUAAAACAUAUAUAUAUGUUUGCAUCUUUAUAAACAUUAUUUCUCAUAGUUUUUAUUUAUUUAAGAUAUAUAUCAUUCACACA
Messenger RNA from Arabidopsis thaliana (thale cress), 1810 nucleotides. RefSeq names its product TRAF-like family protein. The coding region runs from base 15 to 1139 and encodes 374 amino acids. The transcript has 5 exons. NCBI's taxonomy places the organism in Eukaryota, Viridiplantae, Streptophyta, Magnoliopsida, Brassicales, Brassicaceae. The record is from RefSeq and is marked reviewed.